This is a messenger RNA of Bathycoccus prasinos, 1311 nucleotides long. RefSeq lists its product with no specific name. The transcript has a single exon. The record is from RefSeq and is a predicted model, not a curated record. Gene Ontology annotation, cellular component: membrane. NCBI's taxonomy places the organism in Eukaryota, Viridiplantae, Chlorophyta, Mamiellophyceae, Mamiellales, Bathycoccaceae. The coding region runs from base 1 to 1311 and encodes 436 amino acids.
AUGUCUGCUUUUCUUUGCUGCGCGUCCUGGGCGGGAUGUUCCGCCUUGAACUGUUGCGCCAACGCGUUAAACAUCCACCAAAGAGGCGAGAAAUCUUUCAAAUCCGUCUACUUCGUUUCCUAUUUCCUCACGCAAGUUCUCGCGUGGCAGAUGCGAGACAACUACCCGUCCGAAACGAGUUCGAUCGAAAAGUUCACACACACGGAAAUGCAAGGAUGCCAAGGCUCUCGGUGCGCGUACGAAAGCGCGAUGAGAGUGGCGCUCACGAACGUGCUCUUCUUUUCGUGUAUGCUUUUGGUCACGUUUAAAGCGGACGUUCCCGAGACAGAGGAAGAAGAAGAGAAAGAAGAAGGAGAGGACGAGGAAAGACGACAAGCUUUAAAACAAUCGAGAAGAGACCGAUUCGAGAAUUUAAACGUACGAUAUCGCGUGCACGUGGCGUAUUGGCCGUUUAAACUUUUACUCUGGUUGGCUUUUCUUUGCGUCUCGUUUUGGUGGGUGCCGAGCGAGAGCGUCGACGUCGCCUUCCAAGUGUUUCGAUUCGGCGCCGGGGUGUUUUUACUCGUCCAGAUGAUUGUAAUCAUAGCCACGGUGUAUGAGCUGAACGAGUAUUUGGUGGAGAAGGCGGAAGAGGGACGCGCUGGGGCGAUAGCGUUAGUUGUGGGGACGAUUGUCGCGUUCGCGUUGGCGGUGGCGACGUUCGCGUUGAGUUUUACGCGGUACGAUUGCGACGGAGAUAAGACGACAGUCGCGGCACUUUCGAUGGCGAUUGUUUUCGUCGUCAUAUGUUGUGGCUUUAGUUUAAUGGAAGAUAUCCGAGGAGGUUUAUUUACCAGCGCGAUUGUCGCUUUGUACGUGGCGUAUUUGAUGGCGUCGGCGAGCAUGGAAAGAUCGAAAACGUGCAAUUUAGUGGACAACGCGACGAUGCAGAGUAAAGACGAAGAGAUUAUCGAAAUCGUUGGUUUUGUCGUUCAAUUAGGAGUGGUUGCCUUAUCAGCCUUCAAAGCGGCGAGUGGACACAAACGUUUCCAAGGCGUCGCGCACAUUACGGACGACGACGACGAGCACGGCAGCGCCGCGUAUACGUUUUUCCACGGCGUGUUUUUAGUCGCCAGCAUGCACGCCGCGUGUUUAUUAGUCGGGUGGGUAAAAGUAACGCAAGAAGAAGAAGAAAAUAGCGGCGGUACAAAAGCGAUAUCCUCGACGACGGCGGAGAGCUUUUGGAUUAAAGCGACGUGCGCGUAUUUCACCGCGUUUCUUUAUCUCUGGUCGCUCAUCGCCCCGAAAGUGAUGCCCGAUCGAGAGUUUUGA